AAUCGAACAAAAACGGAAGUGCAGCGUGAGAAAAAAUGUGUUGUGAUUGAGGUUAGCGUUAGUUAGCUAGUGUUAACUUGUUUUAUGUUUGAACGAAAAAGAUAAGACGGUGAUUUGUUGAAGGAAGAAUUUUCCUUCUGUUCUCUAAAACUCCAAAAUAGGUAUCGAUCCUGGACUAGCCCGUCAAUUUCUCUGAAAACUAGAGCAAAGUGUGAGCCAGGAUGGAUCCAGCGCUACUGAGGGAGAGGGAACUGUUCAAGAAAAGAGCUCUGUCCACACCAGCUGUAGAGAAGAGACCGGCUGUGUCAGACUCUGGAUCACACAAAAAGAAGAAGCCUAAAGUUGACAAAGACAGCUCCUCAGGGUCCAAACAUAGUGCUGAGUCCAGUAAUGGGAACUUUAACAUCAAGGCGAGCUCCGGGUACAAAUUUGGCUGCCUUGCCAAGAUAGUCAAUUAUAUGAAGACAAGGCAUCAGAAUGGUGACACACACUUUCUGACCUUAGAAGAGAUUCUGGAUGAGACCAAACUUCUUGACAUCAGUAUGAAACAGAAACAGUGGCUCAUGACUGAGGCCUUGGUGAACAACCCAAAAAUUGAGGUCAGGGAUGGGACAUACGGUUUCAAGCCCAAGUAUAACCUGAAGGACAAGAAGGCCUUACUGAGGCUGCUGGACAAACACGACCAGCUAGGCCUGGGAGGAGUGCUGCUGGACGACGUAGAGGAGGGGCUACCGAACUCAGCUAAGGCAAUUAAGGCUUUGGGGGAUCAGAUCAUUUUUGUGACAAGACCAGACAAAAAAAAGAUCCUAUUCUACAAUGACAAGCACUGCCAGUUUGUGGUAGAUGAAGAAUUUCAGAAGCUGUGGAGGAGUGUUCCAGUUGAUUCCAUAGAUGAAGAGAAGAUUGAGGAGUACCUAAAGAAACAAGGCAUCUCCUCUAUGCAAGAAACGGGACCAAAGAAAGUGUUACCAGUUCAAAAGAGGAAGAAGCAAGGUGGGCAGAGGAAGAGACACUUCAAGACCCACAACAACCAUUUGGCAGGAGUGCUGGAGGACUAUUCGGAUGGUGUUCCUGCGAAGAAGUGAAGUCCCUUCUCUCACUGCUACGUGCCCUGUAGAAUCAGUGUGGUUGUAGUUGGAGGCUCUGGCCACACUACAGUACAAAGGCGCUUUAUGACUGCCUGUUGUGUCAAACAAACUAGCUUCUUUUCCUUCCUUUGCACUCGUCUCGGUGACCAGUGGUCUUGUGUUACAUGGAGUGAAUAGCACCUGUGUUGUGGAAUUAUUUUCAGUUUUGUUGAUCAGUGAUAACUGAAGGACAAAGGGGAAAAGAGUGCAGAGACCAUUAAGAACACCAAAUGCCCUUACCAAAAAAAUACCAUCCUUAAAGGGAGCACUGCAACCUUACUGUUAGAUUAUAAAUGAGGUUCAGGUGUGUAAAUAUUUUAUUCAGAGUACCACAGAGAGGUGUGUGUUGAAGGUUUUGAGACGGCAGCUGUCCUCACCUAAUGGAAACCUUUAAUCCUUUUAGUAGGAAUUGCAAAAGACACUUUUGUGUUGUGCAGUGCAUCACACUGAGGUCUCUCAUACAGCAUAAAACGUCUUGGAUGUUACUUCUUGUGGAGUUUCAGAAUAUUGAAAUUCUUUCAUGUUUCAGCUACAUAGUGGUUUGGAACCUAUUUUAAUAAGUUACACAAUACUGCCUAGUUUUACAUACAGUUCAGUGACGGUGAUUGUUACAUCAAUUAAUUACCCAUUUAAUUCCCAACACAGUAUUACAGUGUUAUAUAUAAAAAUCUAAUUGAGAAUCACUGAAAAUACUUUGAUUUAGUAUUGGUACUUAUCCCAUUUUUAUUUUGUGAAUAUACAAUGAAUACAUUCCCAUGUAUUCUUUCUGUACUACUUAAAAAAAACUGUUUCAUAAA
Molecule: messenger RNA, 1924 nt
Organism: Monopterus albus (swamp eel)
Lineage: Eukaryota; Metazoa; Chordata; Actinopteri; Synbranchiformes; Synbranchidae
Gene: gtf2e2
Product: general transcription factor IIE, polypeptide 2, beta
Exons: 8
Coding region: 222-1085 (287 amino acids)
Biological process (GO): transcription initiation at RNA polymerase II promoter
Cellular component (GO): transcription factor TFIIE complex
Molecular function (GO): TFIIH-class transcription factor complex binding
Source: RefSeq, a predicted model, not a curated record